GUGAAAUUAAAAUCUACAAAAUUUCCCAUGAAUUUGAAAUGCGUAGAGCUUUAAAUAAGUUUCUUCUACCAAUUCUGCCGCUCAAAUUCCACUCUCUUCCUUACUUCCUUCUUCAUUCUGCUGCGUUUCAAUGGAGACUGACAAUCAGACUUUCUCAUCUGAUGAAGUAAGGGAUGAUGACGGUUGCUUUAUACUUCUUGCAUUGGAUCGAAAUGACCAUCUUUUCGACAAAAAGAAGAAAUUAUUAGAAAGACAGGGUUUCAUGUCUGAGAAUCUCAUUUUCUUGAAGUGCUCUAUGUAUCCUGAGGAAGUAGAUACUGUACUGAAAGAGUUGGUACAAAUAGCAAGAAUUCUUCAGUUAAAUGAGCUUGAAAUGUAUUUUGGAGAAAAUAACGAAGGUACACCAGUAGAUUUCUACAGCCCCAGGAAUGAAGUGGAGGCCUUCGAUACAAUAAUUUCUCUUCUUGACUCCUCUCUCUCUAGUUGUACUCCUGCCCAAUUCAGUGUCCUGCAAGAAUUACGCAAGGCAGUUAUUCAUAUGAUCCAUGAGUAUGGAAAUGUACACAGCAUGGACGCUAAAACUUUGGAAAACAGCUGUGAGAAAGAAAACUGUUUGUUACAGUGGGGUGAGAGCAGUGGUGUUAGAACAAGCUUGAAGGUAGCUUAUGUUGAAGGUGCUGGUCGAGGAACCAUAGCCAAAGAAGAUUUAGACGUUGGUGACACUGUAUUGGAGAUCCCUCUGGCUAUUAUUAUUUCUGAGGAACUUGUGCAGAAAAGCACCAUGUAUCCCAUAUUAUCAAAGGUUGAAGGCAUGCUACCUGAGACAAUGAUGUUGUUAUGGAGUAUGAAGGAGAAGCACAUUGUCGAUUCCAAAUUCAGGGUCUACUUUGAUACACUACCAGAAGCAUUUAAUACUGGGUUAAGUUUUGGAAUUGGCGCAAUGGCAACUUUGGUUGGAACCCUACUUUUUGAUGAGCUAAUGCAAGCAAAAGAGCACUUGCGCAAACAAUACAAUGAGUUAUUUCCUGCUUUAUGUAACGACCAUCCUGCUAUCUUCCCUAAGGAAUUCUACUCAUGGGAGGAGUUCUUAUGGGCUUGUGAACUUUGGUAUUCAAAUAGCUUGAAAAUCAUGUUCCCUGAUGGACAUGUCAGGACUUGCUUGGUUCCAAUUGCAGGUUUUCUCAACCACUCGUUGCAUCCGCACAUACUGCACUAUGGAAAAGUUGAUUCAGAUACAAAUUCCUUGAAAUUUCGUCUAUCAAGACCAUGCCGUGCAGGAGAAGAGUGUUACCUUAGUUAUGGGAAUUACUCUGGGUCCCAUUUAGUUACUUUCUAUGGCUUUUUACCUGAAGGGGACAACGUAGAUGAUGUCAUUCCAUUAGACAUUGACUUCAGUGAGGAGGAUAACAAUAACGUCACGUCAGACUGGAAUACUCAUAUGGUGAGGGGCACUUGGUUGUCGAAGAACCAAGGCAUAUUCCAUUAUGGUCUGCCCUCACCGUUCUUAGAGUGUUUUCGGAAAGCUCUGUUCCCUGGAUUACACACCAACUGUAAGCUUCAGGGAAGCUUGGAAGGUGAAAUAGAUGUCCUCAGUGAACUCCUCUUGAUCUUUUCUGGAAUGAUGGAAAAAUUUGAGGAUGAGGAUGAGGAUGAGGAUGAAAGCAGGACAAGUACAGAAUGGGAUGUAAAAUUAGCAUUGGAGUACAAAGAUCUACAAAGGAAGAUAGUUUCCUCAUGUCUGACUUCAUGUCACGCUGGUCUCAAGACGGUGGAAUUUGCAUUAUGCGAUUGCAUGAAAGAGGACAUUCGAGGCUAAAAACACGAACCCUUCCAAUAUAUGCUUGUUUCCGGUAAGCCACUCUUUAGAUUUUUUUCAUAAAGGAGAUUUCUAUAGGGUGUUUGUAUUCCAAAAUUAGGCCAAAAGUUGGAUGAAUGGCAAGUGAUUGACUGAUCUGAUCAUGUUGUGAGCUUUCCCUACUUAGCCAUGUAUGAAUAUUAAACAAAUAGAAAUUUUUGAGCUUAUAAGAAUGCAAUUUUGACUGAGGCUGAUUUCAA
Cucumis melo (muskmelon) is the source of this 2055-nucleotide messenger RNA. RefSeq lists its product as uncharacterized. NCBI's taxonomy places the organism in Eukaryota, Viridiplantae, Streptophyta, Magnoliopsida, Cucurbitales, Cucurbitaceae. The record is from RefSeq and is a predicted model, not a curated record. Gene Ontology annotation, molecular function: protein-lysine N-methyltransferase activity; protein binding. Gene Ontology annotation, biological process: peptidyl-lysine monomethylation. Bases 131 to 1816 code for a protein of 561 amino acids. The transcript has 12 exons. Gene Ontology annotation, cellular component: nucleus.